AUGACCUCCGUUCUUUCUUGUGGAAACAACGUUGUUUAUUCGUCGAUCCGUACACUUCAUGGCCUAGCAGCAGACGGCAAGGCGCCCGCGAUAUUUGCCAAGUGCAACAGGUUCGGUAUCCCGAUCUACUCGGUCAUCGCGGCGCUUGCGUUCUGCCUUCUUUCCUUGCUGCAGCUUGGCAAUACCUCUGCCACUGUCCUCGACUGGCUGGUGGGAAUCUGCACUGCAUCAUACAUGAUCAACUACUUCUCCACAGUCGUGACAUACCUGCAUUUCUACGCCGCUCUCAAACGCCAGGGUAUCGACCGAAAGACUUUGCCAUACCGGGGAUACUUUCAGCCCUAUGCGGCGUACUAUGCCGCGGUGAUGACAUUCGUUGUGGCCUUGAUCCUCGGGUAUUCCGUGUUCAUUGAUGGGCAUUGGGACAUCUCGACGUUCUUUACCUCUUACCUGAUGAUUGGCUUUUUCAUAGUGGCUUUUGUCUUCUGGAAGCUCUUCAAGCGGACACGCUAUGUCCGACCGGAAGAGGCGGACCUUCAGCUUGGAGGCAUAAAAGCCCAGAUUGACCUCUACGAGGCAUUGUAUGAGCCACCGAAAAGAGGCAAGACUUCGGGUUGGCUCAACAGCUGGUUCGAGUAA
Penicillium riverlandense is the source of this 639-nucleotide messenger RNA. RefSeq lists its product as uncharacterized. Lineage: Eukaryota; Fungi; Ascomycota; Eurotiomycetes; Eurotiales; Aspergillaceae. Bases 1 to 639 code for a protein of 212 amino acids. Gene Ontology annotation, biological process: amino acid transmembrane transport. Gene Ontology annotation, cellular component: membrane. The record is from RefSeq and is a predicted model, not a curated record. The transcript has a single exon. Gene Ontology annotation, molecular function: amino acid transmembrane transporter activity.